CGAGAGAGCAGAUGAUGCAAACAGGCUAGGAGGGAACCCAUUCCACUCCACUGAGGGAUUAGCUCUGGAAAGUCUGCAUUUCUGAUCACGACAGCAUCGCCUGAGCAGCACAAGAGCUCUGCAAAUCUGCCUCUAAUUCAGACUGACCCGUCAGAUCCUGGUUUAGGACCGAAUCAGCCAUGAACUACCUGCGCCGCCGCCUCUCCGACAGCACCUUCAUCUCCAACCUGCCCAAUGGCUACUUAUCAGACCUGCAGAAGCCCGAUCCUGCCCAGCAGCCUCCGUCGCCCACGCCGGCACCUGAAGCUCCUCAGCCGGUCUCUCCCACCCCGGAACAGAAGCCCCAGCCCGCUCCUCCUCAACCCUCAGCUGCUGGUUUCUUCAGCUCCAUAACCAACGUGGUGAAGCAGACGGCGGCCUCGGCGGGACUGGUGGAUCAAACGACCGUGCCCGUUUCCAAGAAGAGCAAAAUCCUGCUGGUCAUCGACGAGCCGCAGCAAGAAUGGGUGAAGGUGUUCAGAGGAAAGAAGCUGCAGGGUGACCACGAGAUCCGGGUGGAGCAGGCCGAGUUCGGUGACAUUAACGUGGUGUCACACGCUAACGGUACCUGUAACGUGUCCAUGCAAGUCCUCAGGAACGGGACCAAGGUCGUGAGGUCCUUCAAGCCGGACUUUGUGCUGAUCCGACAGCACGCCUUCAGCAUGACGGAGAAAUCAGACUUCCGUAACCUGAUCAUCGGCCUGCAGUACGCUGGAGUUCCCAGCAUCAACUCACUGGAGUCCAUCUAUAACAUGUGUGAUAAACCCUGGGCGUUUGCUCAGCUGAUCGGGACACACCGGAGACUCGGAGCAGAGAAGUUUCCUCUCAUCGACCAAACCUAUUACGCCAACUACAAAGAGAUGGUGACCAUGCCCACCUUUCCUGUGGUGGUGAAAAUCGGGCACGCUCACUCUGGUGCAGGCAAGGUGAAAGUUGAUAAUCACACCAAGUUCCAGGAUGUUGCCAGCGUGGUCGCUCUCACACACACCUACGCCACGUCUGAGUCCUUCAUCGACUCCAAGUACGACAUCAGAAUCCAGAAGAUCGGCGGCGAUUACAAAGCCUACAUGAGAACCUCCAUUUCGGGUAACUGGAAGUCUAACACUGGCACUGCCAUGCUGGAACAAGUGGCCAUGACAGACAGGUACAAGCUGUGGGUGAACACGUGCAGUGAGCUCUACGGAGGACUCGAUAUCUGUGCAGUCAAAGCCAUACACGGUAAAGACGGGAGGGACUACAUCACUGAGGUGGUUGGCUCGUCCAUGCCUCUGGUGGGAGAUCAUCAGGCCGAGGACCGGCAGCUCAUAGCAGAGAUGGUGAUAACCAGAAUGAACCAGGCCAUGUCCCAAAACCCCAAGAGACCCACCACCAUCCAGCCCUCACAGAACACGGUUCAGAAGGACGUUUCCGUGGAUGGCAGGAUGACCCCGUCCCAGAAGCCUCCUCCUCAGGGUUGUCUGCAGUACAUCCUCGACUGUAACGGCGUCGCCGUGGGCACCAAGCCCGUCCAGGCCAACUGAGGCGGUGGAGAGAGAGAGAGAAACGGAAACCUGUUCACUCAGCACCGGCCGGGCUCAGAACGCGGGCCUGUGGGGGGGUGGGAUGAUGGGAGAGCCAGCCUGGACUGUGUUUGUUCCCCUGUGCGGUGUCAGUCUGUCGCUUUAGCUGUGCGCUCGUGAGGGUGGCUUGUGUUUCUCGGGCUGUUUAGUUCAGUGGUGCUUUUUCGAAUUGAUUUUUUAUGAGCAGAUUGUGCCUACGAGGCUCGGUGUCGCUUCUCUUCCCCGCGUAGUGUUCCUGUGUGUUCCCGUCUGUCUUCAUCUCAGUGAAACGCGCUCAAACUGGGGUCUGAUGUUCGUGUUAAAUAUAUAUGCGUGUGUGUGUGUGUGUGUGUGUGUAUGAUUGUAAAUGUAUUGACGUAGCGUUCGUACAUUUUUUAUUUCUGCAUGAGCACUUCGGAGGAGGCUGUGACUAAAGUAUUCUGGGUAAUUUUUAACACAAUAGUGACAUUGUCUGAUACCGUGAAUGUGUAAUAAACAUCGUCCACCGUGGUGAAUACAUGUUAGUUACGACGUAGCGUUUAGAUUCGAGUAGUUUAGCCCGUCACGCUUUUCCGAGACUUUUGUAUGGUUUUACCAGAGGUGUUUUUAACGUGACGUUCAGUUCUAACAGAUAUAACGUAUAUGAAGAAUUCCUAGGAUAAGCGCUAGACUGUUAAAGAUUUUUUAAACAGUAUACAGUGUUUAGUUUAGUCUCGCUUCUAGGGAGUUACAGAUCAACAAUAAAUCACGGUAAACCAAAGGAUCUAUUAUUUAUUUACUAUAGAGGUUAUAAUUAGCAUAUAGAGCUAGGAUGUUUGGCUGUGAU
Trichomycterus rosablanca is the source of this 2403-nucleotide messenger RNA. RefSeq names its product synapsin IIa (gene syn2a). Gene Ontology annotation, cellular component: synaptic vesicle; synaptic vesicle membrane. Gene Ontology annotation, biological process: neurotransmitter secretion. The transcript is spliced from 11 exons. The record is from RefSeq and is a predicted model, not a curated record. The coding region runs from base 180 to 1559 and encodes 459 amino acids. Lineage: Eukaryota; Metazoa; Chordata; Actinopteri; Siluriformes; Trichomycteridae. Gene Ontology annotation, molecular function: ATP binding.